Vitis riparia (riverbank grape) is the source of this 807-nucleotide messenger RNA. Its product is annotated as neurogenic locus notch homolog protein 4-like. The record is from RefSeq and is a predicted model, not a curated record. Bases 1 to 807 code for a protein of 268 amino acids. Gene Ontology annotation, molecular function: protein binding. NCBI's taxonomy places the organism in Eukaryota, Viridiplantae, Streptophyta, Magnoliopsida, Vitales, Vitaceae. The transcript is spliced from 3 exons.
AUGGCUUCUACAAGUGAUGCGGAUGCAUCUGAUCUGGAGAGCAUUAGGAGAAACUUGAGGAAGAGCUUGGCCAGCAGUUGGGAAGAAGUUGUAAAGAUAUACGAGCAAGAUCCAAGAGCUCACAAGGUCCAGAUCGGCUCACCAGAGAACACAGCAUUGCAUAUAGCAGUUUCAAGUGGGCGAGAAGAUAUAGUAGAACGACUAGUGAAGUCAAUAGCGAAGAAUGGUAACCCCGUGGAUGUUCUAUCUAUAUGGAAUAGAGAUGGGAACAAUCCUCUUCAUUCGGGGGUCCCACUGGGAAGCAUUUCCAUGUGCAGAUGCAUCAUUGGUCAGUAUAAUGAACUGUUGGGUCGUCCCAACCAAGAGGGUGAUACGCCCCUUCUAAGGGCAAUUCGCUAUGACAAAAAAGAUGUUUUCCUCUUUUUGUAUGAUAUGUGUGAAGGCAACACAGCCCAUGGCUACUUCCAGAAGGAAUAUGGUGAAACCAUUCUCCAUCUUGCCAUUGAAAGCGGACACAUGGAUUUGGCGUUUCAAAUUAUUUGUAAGCAGGAAGAUCUAAUGGAUGCUGUUGACAGUAAUGGAUUCUCCCCUCUGGAUGUCCUAGCUGAGAAGCCUACUGCAUUCAGAAGUGGAAUUCAUCUGGCUGGUUCAACAAAAUCAUUUAUCACUUUCCCCUUGUUAAUCAAAUUGGAAGGUAUUUCUGUUGAAGAGCUCAUCCCUGCAGGGACUUCCAGAGCAAAGAACUUCUUUCAAGAGCUACGGAAGCUGAUUAAAUUACCGGGUGGGAGCGGGGGAUUGAUAGCUUAA